GUUUUAUUUUGUCAAACCGUGUGAAUAUUUUUUGAUUAAUUCCAUUUACAAUUUUCAAAUAGCACACAGAUCUCUCUGUUUCUCAGCAGCAUCGCAAGGAUCAUUCUCAUUCACUUAGCGUUUCUCCCAAUGCUUCUCUAAAAUCAUCUGUACCCUCGUAUCACUCAUGGGUUUCAAAGCAAACCCUACGGGUUUCAUCACCCGCCUUCUUCUCGUCUCCACCAUCUUCUUCUUCAUCUUCGUUUCCGCCAUCUCAGCACAGGAUUCUGGGGUUGAUAAUGAGAAGCAGGAAUCAGAAGUAUUUCGUAAAGAGCUAGGCCGUCGUGGAAUGAUUGGAACUGAAAAAAUUGGAAUUGAUGCUGCUAGUGAAGAACUUGGUGCUCUUGGUUUGAACCUCGAAUCAACUGGCCCUGGUGUAUUUGACGCAUUGUUUUCGAGUUUCUCCAUGAUUCUUGUGACCGAGAUUGGCGAUGAGACGUUUAUAAUAGCUGCAUUGAUGGCUAUGCGACACCCGAAAGCUACUGUUUUGUCGGGUGCACUUUCAGCUUUGUUUGUUAUGACUAUACUUUCCACUGGACUUGGUAGGAUAGUGCCAAAUUUGAUAUCGAGGAAGCACACCAACAGUGCAGCUACAGUUCUCUAUGCAUUUUUCGGUUUGCGACUACUCUACAUUGCUUGGAGGUCUAGUGAUUCAAAGUCACAUCAGAAGAAGGAAAUGGAGGAAGUUGAAGAGAAGCUUGAGUCAGGCCAAGGGAAAACACCUUUCCGUCGCUUAUUCUCAAGAUUUUGUACUCCAAUAUUUCUAGAGUCUUUUAUCUUAACCUUUCUCGCCGAAUGGGGAGACCGUAGCCAGAUUGCUACCAUAGCUUUGGCUACACACAAGAACGCGAUAGGAGUAGCCAUAGGUGCAUCAGUAGGACACACGAUUUGUACAUCACUGGCGGUUGUUGGAGGAAGCAUGUUGGCUUCAAGGAUCUCACAACGCACCGUCGCAACUGUAGGAGGCUUGCUCUUCCUCGGCUUUUCAGUCUCUUCUUAUUUCUAUCCUCCACUAUAGUCAGUCAAUUUGCAAAAGUUAUGGCAUCUUUCUGCAACGUAAAUGUGCGAAAAUGGAUGUUAUAAGACAUUGUCUAAGUAAAGUAUCUCUCUGCUUUUUGGUUUUUUUGUUCCUUUGAUUUUGUAUGAGUUUGAUGGCCAAACCAAGUAAAAUACAAAGCCAAUGUCUUUGUCAAGUGUAACAAACCUAAUUAUGUAAGUUUUGGACAAUACGAUUGGUUGAAUCACAUUUUUGAGGUUUGCCUUAA
This is a messenger RNA of Eutrema salsugineum, 1304 nucleotides long. Its product is annotated as GDT1-like protein 3. The transcript has 10 exons. Gene Ontology annotation, molecular function: calcium ion transmembrane transporter activity; manganese ion transmembrane transporter activity. The coding region runs from base 167 to 1057 and encodes 296 amino acids. Gene Ontology annotation, cellular component: Golgi apparatus. Gene Ontology annotation, biological process: Golgi calcium ion transport; manganese ion transmembrane transport; Golgi calcium ion homeostasis. The record is from RefSeq and is a predicted model, not a curated record. NCBI's taxonomy places the organism in Eukaryota, Viridiplantae, Streptophyta, Magnoliopsida, Brassicales, Brassicaceae.